Messenger RNA from Penicillium antarcticum, 1542 nucleotides. Its product is annotated as putative mRNA processing protein (Mss51). The record is from RefSeq and is a predicted model, not a curated record. Gene Ontology annotation, cellular component: extrinsic component of mitochondrial inner membrane. Lineage: Eukaryota; Fungi; Ascomycota; Eurotiomycetes; Eurotiales; Aspergillaceae. The transcript is spliced from 3 exons. Gene Ontology annotation, biological process: mitochondrial respiratory chain complex IV assembly. Bases 1 to 1542 code for a protein of 513 amino acids.
AUGGCAGGAUACACUUGUAUCCAGUGCCUCCAGGUCCUCCGUCAAGGAGCCCGGGCAUCAACCCCUCAGGCUCGCCUUCAGAGCCUCGCUACUUCGCGGCGGAGAAGCGCAGUCUCCCCGUCUCUGAUCCGAAGCUUCGGUUCGCAUCGUAACGGCCGAUCGCUCGGCACCAAGCCAGCAGAGCAGACCAAGCCUGCACCUGCACACUCCUGCUGCGCCCCUAAGCCAUGGCCUUCGACUAUCACCCAGAGAGGUGUCGCAAGCAAGGCCUCCGCUGGCGCCUUGGCCAAGGACAACCUGUUCCAUUCUUUCUCGAACUCGCCCUCGGACGCUAUCCGCAAACGCGCCGAGUUCAUCAAGCAGAAUGCCUUCUGCCCGCACCCCAGUCACCAACAGACCCGCGCCCCCGUCUCGCCGCACGAUCCAGAAGCAAGAAAAGACACCAGCGAAUCGAACCUCGCCCCGGCCCAUUCGCAUUUCGAGUGCCCCGACUGCGGUGUGCCAGUUUACUGUUCCGAGGGCCACUGGAUGGAUGACUUUGAGGCUCAUCUCGAGAUCUGUGAUACCCUCCGCCAGAUCAAUGAGGAUGACCACGACCUGCGUUCCGGUCGCUCCUUCCCUGAAUUCAAUUACCCCGGUCCUCAGGAUGAUAACUUUGUUAUUAACAUGACUAACUGGGAUACUUACCUCUACACCCGCGAGUUCCCGGCUAUCAACGAUGAUCGCUCUAUGCGCCAGGUGACUCGCAUGCUCACCUACCCACAGACCAUUGGUAGUGUCUUACACGAGCUUAGUCCCUAUGGUGUUCGUGCCGGGGGGCGGCUUACGCCUGAGGGUCUGAAGAGUAUUAGUGCCCUCCGUUACUCGCUGCACCCCCCAAAGGCUGGUGAAAGUACCGAUAUCAAGGGUCUUCGCCUAAAGGCACCCCCAGUACGAAUCUUCAUCCUGGGCGCACGCGCUGAAUCAUCUUUGCCCCGUGACGUCUGGCUGCAGCUACAGUACAUGUACCCGCGGGCGUUACUGCACCUCAUCUUCAUUGGACCUGAGAGUAUGGCAAACCGGGAUGCCGAGUUCCCGCUGCCCGAGCGCACACCUGAGAACCCCUUCGGCGGAAUCGUCGAGGACAGACUCGGUGGCCAGAUGAAGAUCACCACUUACGUCGACUACUUCCACACCAUGAAUAAGGCACAGUACUUUGGUCCCUUCGAUCCCUAUCUAGAUUGUUUCAUGCUCUUCCACCCUGGUCUUGGUCACCCUGCCAGCUCGCAUGAGUGGGAGGAGACUCUCCCUCAGCUUCUUGAGACCAAGGUUCCUAUUCUCUGCACUGGGUACACACAGUGGGAUUUGGAGCGUGAUAUUAACUGGGUUAGUGAGAAGUGUCGUGGUGAGUUUGAUGUGCUUCUUGAGCCGGGUGAGAACAUCUUCCGCAGUCUGCGCUGGGAUUUGAAUGACCAGGAUCCUCACGAUGUGUCGUGUGGUAACUGGGGAUUGUGGGCCUUCCGAGGCAAGAGAUACGAGGCUACCUUCAAGCAGGAGGACUAA